Tremella mesenterica DSM 1558 is the source of this 894-nucleotide messenger RNA. RefSeq lists its product as uncharacterized. The transcript has 11 exons. Gene Ontology annotation, biological process: mitotic intra-S DNA damage checkpoint signaling; nucleotide-excision repair; double-strand break repair via homologous recombination. The record is from RefSeq and is a predicted model, not a curated record. The coding region runs from base 1 to 894 and encodes 297 amino acids. Lineage: Eukaryota; Fungi; Basidiomycota; Tremellomycetes; Tremellales; Tremellaceae. Gene Ontology annotation, cellular component: checkpoint clamp complex; site of double-strand break; nucleolus.
AUGCGAUUCAGGACGACAAUCACGCAUAUAUCUCUAUUGCGUAAAAUCGUACAAUCUCUCGGAGCCAUAGCAAAAAUAUGCGUAGUUCGACUGACUCCCGAGAAAGUCUACUUUAUCGUUCCCGGAAACGAAGGUCGUGAUGGGGUGCAAGUUUGGUCUCAGGUAAAGGUGGAGACAUUGUUUCAGUCAUAUCGAAUAGAAAGUCAUAACAAUAAUGAAAUAUGGGUGGAAAUUCAUUUGGAGGCGUUUCUUAAAGUUCUCAAGAGUGCUCCGGAAAUAAACGACUCGUCACGUCCUAAUCACGAUGCAUUCACGCAUUCUGAAAUCAACCUCAAACUCAACAAACGAGAUACACAGGCAUUAUGGGCUUUUGAGAUUCGUAACACUACAGCGGCUGGAAGAGAAAUGUCAAUCAUACAAGAUGUCAAAGUCGUUGUUUUAUCGGUCAAACGUCAGAAUGAACUCAACGAACCUCUUUGUCCCCCUCCAGAGGUUCAUGUGGUUCUCCCCAAACUUGUGGAAUUACGAAAUAUCAUUCAUCGUCUAGGUCACAUCACGGACGAUGUGACUGUAUCUGGUAAUCGAGAUGGAAAGUUGGAACUUCGAGGUAGGGGUCGGAAUGCGGAUCUUACAAUCACAUGGAAAGAACUUCAAAUUCCCGCAUUGCCAGACGAUACAGACGACAGGCCUAUAGACGAAAUGAUAGACGUGACCGUAUCAAUCCGUGGUAUGCUUAAAUUUCUCACCAGUCAUCAGGUCGGUGGAGAAGCUAUCGCUUGUGAAGGUCUGUGUCGACGACAUUGUCUCAUAGUAUACGUGUAUAUCGGGGAGAUGAUCGAGUCAGGAGGUGUCUUGACAUUUUUCAUCCCUGCCAAAAAUGUGGAUGACGAUUGA